AAAACAGUUAAAACCAAGAAAACUUCACUAAAUAUAUGUUUUAGAGACUGAAAUAAAAUAAGUGAGAUGAUUUACAGCUACACAUCUGUCUUAUAGUGUUCAGGCAGUUUGGGAAUCUAAACAGAUGAAAAAGGAAUAAAGCAAAUGGAAAAAAAAAAAAAAAGGAAAAGAAAGCAAAAGAGCUGAUAAAGUUUCUGGCUACAAUACAGGAGACAUAUCAUUACCAUAUGAUCUAAUGUGGGUGUCAGCCUGGAUUGUGUUCAUUGAGAGAAACCUUAUUUUUUAACUGUGCUAUGGAAUAGAAGCAGGAGGGUUUUCCACCAAGUGACAGUCGCUGAGCUGAACUUACCCCCUCCUCCUUUCCACACCUGCAAAGCCUUUUGCCUGGGUUGAAUAUUUAGUUUAAUUACAUCUCAGCUUUGAGAGCUCCUGUUGCAAAUCCCUGGAUUAAAAGGUUCUGCCUGGAGUUGAUGAACUAAGCCAUGAGGCUGGCUCUCCUCUUCAUCCUACUGCUGCCAGUAUGCUUGGCCAAGCCAUUCCACCAGAUGGGCCUCUUUGACUUUAUGCUGGAGGAUGAGGGGUCGGCUGAUAUGGCUCCAACAGAUGAUCCUGUCAUAUCUGGAUUUGGGCCAGUGUGCCCCUUCCGCUGCCAGUGCCAUCUCCGUGUGGUACAGUGCUCUGACCUAGGUCUGGAAAGAGUGCCAAAAGAUCUUCCCCCUGAUACAACUCUGCUGGACUUACAGAACAACAAAAUAACUGAAAUUAAAGAAGGAGAUUUCAAAAACUUGAAGAAUCUUCAUGCAUUAAUCCUUGUUAACAACAAAAUCAGCAAAAUAAGCCCAGCAGCUUUUGCUCCUCUGAAGAAACUGGAAAGACUUUACCUGUCCAAGAAUAACCUGAAGGAACUUCCAGAAAACAUGCCAAAGUCUCUUCAGGAGAUACGGGCUCACGAAAAUGAGAUCUCCAAGUUGAGGAAAGCUGUCUUUAAUGGACUGAAUCAAGUGAUUGUCUUAGAACUAGGCACAAAUCCACUCAAGAGCUCAGGCAUUGAAAAUGGAGCUUUUCAGGGGAUGAAGAGGCUUUCCUAUAUCCGUAUCGCAGACACCAACAUUACUAGCAUCCCAAAAGGACUUCCUCCAUCCCUUACGGAACUUCAUCUUGAUGGCAACAAAAUCAGCAAAAUUGAUGCUGAAGGCCUGUCUGGACUCACCAACUUGGCUAAAUUGGGUCUCAGCUUCAACAGUAUUUCUUCAGUUGAAAAUGGAUCUCUUAACAAUGUACCUCAUCUGAGAGAGCUUCAUCUGAAUAACAAUGAACUUGUCAGAGUACCUAGUGGGCUGGGUGAACACAAAUAUAUACAGGUGGUCUAUCUUCAUAACAACAAAAUUGCUUCCGUUGGUAUCAACGACUUUUGCCCUCUUGGAUACAACACCAAAAAGGCUACCUAUUCCGGUGUGAGUCUCUUCAGCAACCCUGUGCAAUACUGGGAAAUCCAGCCCUCUGCUUUCCGGUGUAUCCAUGAACGCUCUGCAAUACAGAUUGGAAAUUACAAAUAGAUUUCUAAAGAUAGGGUUCAGUUGUAUUUCAGCUAAAGUACUUGUUGUAAUAGGCCUGUUCAAAAAAUUGUUGCUAACAAUGCCAAAUACCAGAAACUUUACUGCAAAGUGGAGAUGAUCCAUUGAUGUAAAAUAAAUUAAUCAUUGCAGAUCUACAAGAUAAAACAUGCCAUCAAAAAAGAAUUACUGACUGUGCUUUAAACUGACUUAUUUCAGCCUUCUUUUCCAGCAUGCUUUCUGUGGUAAUUUUUGGUUUGCUGAAUGCUACAGUUUUUCAGAUUCCACUGUAUAUGAGAUUCGGAGUAAAUAUUUGUCAAGUUAUGAUAUAUAAAAAAGAAAAAAAAAGAUAGUGAUUGAGCAUAUUUUUAUAGCCACACAAGACAAAUAGAGGAAAAAAGGACUCUCAAGUCAUUUUGAGACUUGAGAAGGUGAGAGUUACCUCCUUUAAAUUUAUUUCAAGCCCUGGAGGUUUAAAAGUAUCACUAUAAUACUAAGCUAAUUCUGAAUGUAUCUAUUUAGCAAAGGCAAAUAAAAUUGUUGCUAAUGUCAUUAUUUUGGGAAAAAUAAAAAUAAAUUCAUAUUGUACACA
This is a messenger RNA of Cygnus olor (mute swan), 2145 nucleotides long. It is a transcript of the gene DCN, whose product is annotated as decorin. The record is from RefSeq and is a predicted model, not a curated record. Lineage: Eukaryota; Metazoa; Chordata; Aves; Anseriformes; Anatidae. Gene Ontology annotation, molecular function: protein binding. The transcript is spliced from 8 exons. The coding region runs from base 483 to 1556 and encodes 357 amino acids.